AUGCCUGGUGUGCGUGCUAUGUCCAGUGCGCCUGUGCUUUUUCGUGAUACCCAGGAGCACCGCGUGCAGUACAAUUACGAUGUCUUUGAGCAGUUUCCCAACGAGGAGCUCCAAAAGUUUCCAUUCGUGACCCCUGCUGAGCUGGAGAAGUACACGACACGGCCAAAGUCUGUGCGCAUGCUUGCGCGCGAUUUUGUGCAUGAUAGUCUGUACAAUCCUACCUACGGCUACUUCUCGCGGCAGGCUGUGCUGCUUCCGGAAGAAAAGACGGACGGCGACACGCCGCUCAAAGGUAACUUUCCGUUCAACGAUAUCAAGAGCGAGACAGAUUUCAUGCGUGCCGUACAGCUGCGUUACAUGGCCUUUGAGAAGCAGUUCCAAGAAGAGCGCGAAAGGCAGGAGAAGGCCUCGACGCAGGGCCAGCCUACCCUCAAGGAGAAGAUCGAUACCCUGACGCGGCGCCAGCGCCGUGCUGCGUGGGGCAGUGCCGAGAGUCUCGAGCUCGCAAAGGAAAAGGGGCGCUUGCUCGAAAUGCAGAGCAGCAAUAGCAUGUCGGAGAGCGAGGUGGACGCAAUGGCCGCUGGCCAGGUAUGGCAUACGCCGACGCAGCUGUUCAGCCCCUACUAUGGACGUGCGCUGGCGCGCUACCUCGUCACCGAGUACAAGCUCCAUCUCUUUCCCUAUCACGACCUCGUCCUGUACGAGCUCGGCGGUGGUGCGGGUACUUUGGCGUGCGAUGUCCUCGACUAUAUCGAGGAAGAGGAGCCGGAGGUGUACGAGCGCACGCGCUACCGCAUUGUCGAGAUUAGUGCGCGUCUCGCCGCGCAGCAGUCGGAGCGUCUCGCCCGCCACCGUGCGAAUGGCGUCGCACAGGUCGUCCACAAAGAUAUCCUGCAGUGGGACGAGGAUGUGAACGAGCCAUGCUUCUUUGUGGCGCUCGAGGUGCUGGACAACCUGACGCACGACGUCAUUCGGUAUUCUAUGGGCGACUUGCAGCCGUAUCAGUGUGUGGUCUCGAUCGACGGGACGGGCGACUUCCAUGAGCUGUGGGAGCCGGUGCAUGAUCCGGCCAUCAAGCGGUACCUGAGCCUGCUGGAGUCGGUGCGCCCGACGCUUUUGCCCCCCGGUGCGCCGACGUAUCUCGCCUGGCUCCCAGAUGCUGUGCGGCGCUUCUUGUUCGAGCACAUGCCGUUCUACCCCAACCUCACGCAGCCGCAUUUUAUUCCUACCGGUGCGCUGCAGAUGAUGGACGUGCUCAAGAAGCACUUUCCCCAGCACCGUCUCGUCCUCUCCGACUUUUCGUCGCUGCCGGAUGCCGCGCCGGGUGUGAAUGCACCUGUGGUGCAGACGCGGCAUAACGGCGUAAUGAUUCCCGUGACUACCUACCUCGUUCUUCAGGGAUUCUUUGAUAUCUUUUUCCCUACCGACUUCCAGGCGCUGCGGGAUGUGUAUCUGCGUGUGAUGGGCUCGCCGCCCGUGUCUGUUGCUGAAGAGGAAGGGCACGCAGAGCCCCCCACGACGUAUUUCACGCCGACCUACUCGGGCGAGGCCGCGGCGGAGAAGAGCGUGCCUAGGUACGAGGACUAUACUCUGUCGCCCGCCGGCCUGUUUUCGACAGGCAUCAUCCCCCCCCCGCUCCUCUCGUCCUCGCACGAGGCGCGGAUUCUGACGCACUCGGAGUUCCUUAGUCGCUACGCCGAGCUGCCGCGGACCCAGCUGCGGGACGGAUCCAAUCCGCUCGUAACGUGGUAUGCCAAUGCCUGCUGGCUGCUCACAUAG
Malassezia japonica is the source of this 1779-nucleotide messenger RNA. RefSeq lists its product as uncharacterized. The coding region runs from base 1 to 1779 and encodes 592 amino acids. The record is from RefSeq and is a predicted model, not a curated record. Gene Ontology annotation, cellular component: mitochondrion. NCBI's taxonomy places the organism in Eukaryota, Fungi, Basidiomycota, Malasseziomycetes, Malasseziales, Malasseziaceae. Gene Ontology annotation, molecular function: protein-arginine omega-N symmetric methyltransferase activity. The transcript has 2 exons.